Molecule: messenger RNA, 1709 nt
Organism: Aegilops tauschii subsp. strangulata
Lineage: Eukaryota; Viridiplantae; Streptophyta; Magnoliopsida; Poales; Poaceae
Product: cysteine-rich receptor-like protein kinase 44
Biological process (GO): protein phosphorylation
Cellular component (GO): plasma membrane
Molecular function (GO): ATP binding; protein serine/threonine kinase activity
Source: RefSeq, a predicted model, not a curated record
CCGGGCAUCCUGAUGAGUGAUGGCCCCCUAUUCUCCUAAGCAAGCUGUACAAAUAUGCCCUGUACACAUUUGCGCCAGCAGCAAACCAGUAGCACCAACGAAUCUCGCAAGCCACGGCUGCCUCGGUGGCUAACUAUACAAGUACGACUCCCCAGGACCCCAACGACCCAAUAGCUAGCAAACAAGAAACGAACACCCCAUACGAUUCCCACGGCUCUAGGCAGAGGAAGACCGGGAAGAAGAAGAAGAACACAUGGUGGAAUCGCCGUACCGUCUUCGGCAUCGCCGGCUGAUGGACACCGCGCCCGCAACGGCGAGCGGUGAUCCAGGACAUGGCGGCUCCAAUGGGAUGCCGAUCAUGGUCUCCAUCCUGGUGGUGGUCAUCAUCUGCACCCUCUUCUACUGCGUCUACUGCUGGAGAUGGAGGAAGCGCAACGCUGUGAAGAGGGCUCAUCUAGAGAGGCUGAGGCCACUCUCCAACUCGGACCUGCCGGUGAUGGACCUGUCCACCAUCGCCGCCGCCACCAACGGUUUCUCCAAGGAGAACAAGCUCGGCGAAGGCGGCUUCGGGCCCGUCUACAGGGGCGUGCUGGACGGCGGCGCGGAGAUCGCGGUGAAGCGGCUGUCGGCGCGGUCGCGGCAGGGCGCGGCGGAGUUCCGGAACGAGGUGGAGCUGAUCGCCAAGCUGCAGCACCGGAACCUGGUGAGGCUGCUGGGGUGCUGCGUGGACAAGGACGAGAAGAUGCUCGUCUACGAGUACCUCCCCAACCGGAGCCUCGACGCCUUCCUCUUCGGUACGAGAAAGACGGCGCACUUGGACUGGAAGAUGAGGCAGAGCAUCGUGGUGGGGAUCGCGCGCGGGCUGCUGUACCUCCACGAGGACUCGUGCCUCAAGAUCGUGCACAGGGACCUCAAGGCCAGCAACGUGCUCCUCGACAACAAGAUGAACCCCAAGAUCUCCGACUUCGGCAUGGCCAUGAUCUUCGAGGACGAGGAGAUCGAGGUUAUCAACACCGGCCACGUCGUCGGAACAUACGGGUACAUGGCGCCGGAGUACGCGAUGGGGGGCGUCUUCUCGGUGAAGUCGGACGUGUACAGCUUCGGGGUGCUGGUGCUGGAGAUCCUCAGCGGCCAGCGCAACGGCGCAAUGUACCUCCAGGAGCACCAGCACACGCUCAUCCAAGACGCAUGGAGGAUGUGGAGCGAGGACAAGGCGGCGGAGUUCAUGGACGCGUCGCUGGCCGGGUCGUACGCCAAGGAGGAGGCGUGGCGGUGCUACCACGCGGGCCUGCUGUGCGUGCAGGAGAGCCCGGAGCUCCGGCCGACCAUGUCCAGCGUGGUGCUGAUGCUCAUCGGCGACCAGGCGCAGCUGCCGGCGCCCGAGCAGCCGCCGCUGUUCGCGAGCCCGAAGAAGGCCCCGGCGUCGGACCAGUCCUCGCUGGCGGUGAGGUCCGAUACGACGUCCAAGACGCACUCCGUCAACGACGUGUCCAUCACCAUGAUCCAGCCACGAUAGGACCUCUCCUCCCUUCUUCUUUCUGUAUGUAAUCGUGCGGGAGUUCUUGAUAAGAUUCGUGGUGAUGGGCGAGAUGUCCAUGCACAAUGAUAGGGAUGAGAUUGGAAGAAGAACAAAAGGAUGUACGACAGCAUCGUCCAAAGAAAUCCAUGGGGAUUCUGUGAGCCUGGCGAGGUUGAAUUUUUUGUUCUCA